AUGGCUGAACUCAAGUGGUCUCCCUGCUCUCCUGCAGUUUGUCACGUUACUUCUUUCCCGACUCUCGCAGAGGGCUGUAAGAAGGUCCUGCAGUGGCUGUGGCAGAGGGACGACCUCAAACUGGAGCUGGACGACAUGCAGAAGGAGCUGGAGAGUGUGCGCGGUCAAAAGGCCAAGACAGUGAGGGACGUGCUGACCUCCCGUUGCGUCCGCUGGCAGCUGCUCACCCUGGCCAUACCCUGUGCAGGAGUGCAAUUCUGUGGCAUCAACGCGGUGAUUAUUCCAAUGAAGCCUUGA
Messenger RNA from Knipowitschia caucasica, 297 nucleotides. NCBI's taxonomy places the organism in Eukaryota, Metazoa, Chordata, Actinopteri, Gobiiformes, Gobiidae. The record is from the annotation of a GenBank genome assembly.